This is a messenger RNA of Saccharomyces eubayanus, 351 nucleotides long. It is a transcript of the gene MGP12, whose product is annotated as Mgp12p. The transcript has a single exon. NCBI's taxonomy places the organism in Eukaryota, Fungi, Ascomycota, Saccharomycetes, Saccharomycetales, Saccharomycetaceae. Bases 1 to 351 code for a protein of 116 amino acids. The record is from RefSeq and is a predicted model, not a curated record.
AUGUCGAGAAUGAAAGAGCUUUUCCGUUCUAUGCACACCUCUAGGAUACUAUUGCAAGAUGCAAAGGUAAAACUGACAUUUUUCUCAAAACCCAGUUGUGGGUUGUGCGAGCAAGCAAAGGAAGUGAUAGAUGAUGUGUUUGAAAAAGAAGAGUUUCAUAAUAAGGGAAUUCAGUUCGAGGUAAUAAAUAUCAAUGACCGAAAAAAUGCAAAAUGGUGGAAGGAAUACUGCUUUGAUAUACCAGUACUUCAUAUUGAAAAACUGGGCGACCCUAGAUCGUGUACGAAGAUUUUACACUUUCUGGAAGAAGACGACGUCAGUGAAAAGAUACGAAAACAGCAGUCAAGCUGA